Messenger RNA from Myiozetetes cayanensis, 5229 nucleotides. RefSeq names its product phosphatase, orphan 2 (gene PHOSPHO2). The record is from RefSeq and is a predicted model, not a curated record. Lineage: Eukaryota; Metazoa; Chordata; Aves; Passeriformes; Tyrannidae. The transcript is spliced from 2 exons. Bases 109 to 834 code for a protein of 241 amino acids. Gene Ontology annotation, molecular function: phosphatase activity.
CGCCCCGGGACCUGUCGGCGAGGGCGGGAGGGAGGAAGGAAGCAAGGAGGAGCUGCUCGUCGGACUUUUCUCCGCAGCCGGUUCCUGAGUUACUCGUUUGCCCUCGCUAUGAAAUUUCUGUUGGUUUUUGAUUUUGACCAUACAAUCAUAGAUGAAAAUAGUGAUACCUGGAUUGUGAAAUGUGCUCCAGAGAGAAAACUUCCUAAUGGAUUAAGAAACUCCUACCAACCAGGACGUUGGACAGAAUAUAUGGGCAGAGUCUUUGCCUACUUGGGAGACAAUGGUGUCAAAGAAGAUGAGAUGAAAAGAACUAUGACAACAAUUCCUUUCACUACGGGAAUGGUAGAUCUCCUGGGGUUUAUUGGCGAGAACAAAGAGUUGUUUGAUUGCAUAAUUGUUUCAGAUUCUAAUACAGUAUUUAUUGACUGGAUUUUGAAAGCUGCUGACUUCCAUGAGGUUUUUGAUGAAGUAUUUACAAACCCCGCAGCAUUCAGCAGUACUGGCUAUCUUACUGUACAGAACUUCCAUGCUCACCAUUGUGCAAAGUGCCCAAAAAACCUUUGCAAAAGGAAAGUUUUAAAAGAAUUUCUAGAUAAACAGUUGGAGCGAGGAGUUAGUUAUACACAAAUUGUGUAUAUAGGUGAUGGUGGAAAUGACUUAUGUCCAGUAAUGUUUUUGAAGAAGAAUGAUAUUGCUAUGCCCAGGCAGGGGUAUACCUUGGAGAAAAAGCUUUCUCAACUGGCUCAAGAUCUCAGUCCUGUACAGUGUUCUGUUCUGGUUUGGUCAUCUGCUACUGACAUUAUGUCUUACCUGAAACUCCUUAUAAAGGAAUAAUUCAAAUGAUAAAAGUAAACUGAUAUAUUAACUUCCUGGGAGAGAAAAACUACAUGUAUAUAGAAGCACAAAAUUGGAAAUUUGGACUCAUAUCUGAAUUGACUUUUUUUAAACACAAUAUAAAACUGUUUAUGUUCAAUCUUGGCAAUAUUAGGAAAGUGGAGUAAAAAAGGCCUUCUAACAUAGUACACAUUCCAACCUAAAUGGAGGAGGGGGAUUUCGAGAGGACUUGUCAUUAUUCUUAGUCUACUCCCUCCUCCCCAAGCCUUUACCUACUACAUAAUUGACUUUUGCUGUCCCACACACUUGGGGAAGGAGUAGGAUUAGUGCAAAAAAGAAUGAAUUUCUUUCCUUACAAAACAUUAGGUGACAGGAACAUGGUUCUGGAACUGUUGGCUUUUAUACUUCUUUAAUCUGAUUGUAAAUUAUUUGGUAUGCUUGUGAUCUUGUUUCAUCUGAAGAUUCAUCUAUAUUUUCAAUCUACUUUUACCGAACAAAAUGACUUUUUAAUAGUUUGUAUUAUCUUGUAUUGUAAAGACAAUAAAAGUUGCUGUCACUGACAUACACAAUUUGUGUCAUGUGUCCUGCUGGUCUGCGUGUCCUCAGGCACUUGUUCUUGUCAGGGCCUGGAGAGAGUGAGCACAGGUGUAGGUGUCAGCCUUUGGCUAACACCUUCAUUUAUUUUGUCAGCAGACCCUUUCUCUUCUGGCAGGCAGUAAGGAUGUUGCUGGUUUUUUAAAGAAAAGUCUCUCUCCCAUUCUGAUACUGCCCCGACUGUGGCUGCUGCCACUCUGUGGAGAGCUAACAUGGGUUUGACAAUCCAUGCUGGCAGCUCCGAGUCAGCCUUUCCCUUGCCUGGUUUCUACUGCAAUGCCUAGGCCCACAGAAUGGUGUGUAUAUAUACAUGUUUACACUGAUUUUACUUAUUCACUCUCAUCCAUAUCUAUAGUACAGUCCUCUUUUACAGGCUGGAAGGGAACAUCUAUGUCCAUUUUAACUUUUAAACAGACUUGUUCUGUCUUCAAAUAGUUUAAGGAAUCAUUUGUGAACGUUCAGUCUUUCUCUUCACCACUGACAGUGGGAUGAGUCUCAAGAGUUUGGCUAUGCUUAUAAAGAUAUUAAAAAUAAAUCUCAUUAAAAUUAAAUAAUGCAUUUCUAUGCCAAAUGUUUUUCUUCUUGUAGUACCACAAAAGGUCCAAAAGGAUGAUGUCGUCUGCUAUUAAACUGAAGUCAAUUUUAGCUUAAGUGCUUUAAUAGCUUAUAAAUUAGUCUAACUUUCACAGCACCUCAGUUGCAGAUGGCUGAGGUGUAGCUCAGCAGCUUGCAGUUGCCAUAUUUGUCUUCGUUUUCUGUGCAGCAUUGUUCUCAUUUUCUUACAGACAUUUGAUGUUGUCACUACCUUCUUUUUCAUUAAUUGAAGAUUUUUCGGAGUGGUCUUGCCUGUUUUCAGGCUGAUAGUGUAUAUAAGAAAAGAUUUGUGUUGCAGAGUUCCUUCCUUGCUUCACCUAUUUUAAUGAAUUGUAGAAGGUUGAUUUGAACAAUCUAUUGUCUAAGAUGUCCAGAGUAAUAUACUUGAGUUCUCAGGAGCUUUGCUUUAUUUAUGGAUAUUUGAUAGGUAUCUGAGGUGUUCAUAUUCAAGAUCUUGCCAUAUUGUCUUGCACAGGGGCAUGAAGAGCACGUCUGAAGAACUGUUGUGUCUCAAGUUUUGGUGGGUUUAAAUUGUCUGAUUUACAGGUCAUACAAAAGAAUGGUAAUGGCUGUUGCAUAGGACAACUUUGUAUGUUACUUUGGGGUUUAAGUUGUUGCUAUUGUUUAACCCCAGCUGGCAACUAAGUAUCACACAGCCGCUUACUCACUUCGUUCCCCCCCUCACUGGGGAGAAGAAUUGGGGAAAAAAUUAAACCUCGUGGUUUAAUAAUUGAAACAAAAUACAAUGCAGUAGUACUAAAUGAUUAUGAUAAUUGUAAUGAAAAGGAGAGAGAAAGGAAAGAAGUCCAGGAGAAACAAGUGAUGCCCAUUACAGUUGCUCACCACUUGCUGACCAAUGCCCAGCCCACCCCCUAACACUGAUCGGCCCCUCCCAGCCAACUUCCCCCAGUUUGUGUACUGAGACUGCCGUCCUAUGCUAUGGAAUAUCCCUUUGGCCACUUCAGGUCAGCUGUCCUGGCCAUGUUCCCUGCAGUUCCUUGUGCAGCUCCCCACUGACAGAGCAUGGGAAACUAAAUUUAAAGUCCUUGAUUUAGGGUAAGCACCACUUAGCAACAUCCAAAACAUCAGUGUGCUGUCAACACGAUUCCCAUAGUAAAUCCAAAAUACAGCCCUGAACCAGCUACUAAGAAGAAAAUUAACUCUAUCCCGGCUGAAACCAGGACAGUUGUGUGUCUGUCUAAUUCUAGAUGUACUGCUGAAUGUUCCAUGUCCUGUGCUGGUCUCUUUUGUGAUUUUAGAACUUAGUUGUGGGAUAGCUUGCUUUCAGCUUGUCCACAGAUCUCAGAUACUGCUUACUUAAAAAAAACCCAAAACAAAACAAAACAAAAAAAGUAGUAUGUCAAUAAUUACUCAGCUUUUUUUUUUGCCAGUUACAUUAAUUAUUGUUCUUUUGACCUUAAGGAACCUACCUCACAGUUUGCUUUGAGAGUGAGAUAUUGGGUGAGAAAUUAUUGUUCAUGCUCAAAAAGGGUUUUUUUGUGGUUUUGAUCAAAGUACUGAAGCAGGAGUUGAGAACAGAUUAAGCAAAGUAGACUACUUGAAAUAUUAGCAAUUAUGACCUAAUCUCUUCAAGCAGAGGGUAGACCUAAUUUGCUAGACAAAGUGCAUGUUGGAGACAGGAGAAAUUUUUGAAUUCCAGUAGGCAGACCAUUAGUCAGGUCUUGUUUGGGAUUUUUUUUUCCCACUCUUAAUAAAUGAGAAGAGAGGACUUUUCUGAAGCACGGCAAUUACCAAAUUUUUCCACAUUUGGAGGGAAAAUGAGUAUUUCCAAAGGGCGAAGGUGGUUUGAGCUGGUAGUCCAGACAAAAGAGAAAGGGAGAAGCUCCUUGAAGGGGAUAUAUGUUCAGUACGAGGUGUUUGCUGACCUCCAGACUUGCUGGCAGUUUAAAUCUAUAUACUGUCUGGGAGGGAGAUGGCUUAGAUAAAAUGUUAUUUAAAGAAAUGCAUAAUGGAAGCCAUAUGGGUAUGGGAAACUCUACGGUGAUAGAUCUGCCACCAUACACCAGCUGCUAUGGAGAGUACUUAGCCUCAGUAUUGUAGGAUGGCCAAGACUACAAGGAAGAAGUUCCUGCUUGCCCUUAGGAAGCUGAUGAAAUGGAAAAUGCAAAACCACAGCAAAACAAAUCUCUUGACAUGGGGAUGUAUAAACAGACUCAGGGCUUACAAGGGAAUGCUCCAGAGAAAGAAAUGGAGUAAUGUAGCUGAGGAACAGUCUCAUGUCAGAGACAGCAGGGCUAUUGCUAAUUCCUGCAAAACUUAAUUCUCUGGGCUAGCAAUGCAUCAAGAGAGUUUGAAGAAACAGAAGGCAGAGAUGUGUGAAGGCGUACUUUUUGGUUUUAUGGGGUUUUUUUGUUUGUUUGGAUGAGUUUAUUUUUGUAUCAUGUUAGUAUGUAAAGGUCAAGGGCAAGUUUGAGUCUUGUUGCAUGGUUAGUACGGGAAGAAGGAUGGCAGAGGGGUAUGUCCAUGUACAUGUUCCUGUUUGGAUUCCUUUAGUUCAUGCUUCUCGUGGGCAUUGUGGAGGAAGUAACACCGGUGUAGAGCAGAGUAACACUCUGUGUAGAGCAGGAGCUCUCCUAAUUUCUCCUUUUGAGUAUUGCUAUCACAAUAAUAAAUAUCCACCUCCUUUUAGUAUGAGAAACCAUUGCCUGUUCCCUUCAAUCCAGCAGAGCCUGGCUGCUGGAUCCAAAGGAUCCCAACUCUUCUGCAGAUGAGGGAGAACCACAGCUGCUUGAACCCAGAGGAUGCUGUGUUUCAAAGAAGGGUGUCCAUUGCAGAAAAUGUUUUGCUAGCAGAGAAGAGAAAAACUUCUUAAGUUGUGAAGCACAUUUUCAGAAGUUGUAAAAGCCAAUACUGCCUUCUUCCUGAGUGAUUGCUUCUAGUUGGAGUUUAUCGGCAAAAUUUGUGACUGUCCUUUGCACCCUGCAAGGUUCGGGUGUAUGGGGAGAGCUCUGGCCGCCUCCUUUCGACUCCUGCCGAGGCAGUGGGAGAGCCCCUGGCUCUUGCUGCCCUUCCCAGUGUCGCUCUUGGGAGCGAGGGGCGCCUCCGCCAGAGGCGGCUUCAGGUCGCUGUCAGCGGCAGCCGAGGCCCCUCGCUUUGUUGUGUGGCUGAGUGACACCGAGCUGGUGACACUCCCCAGGCAUCUGCUCCUGUCCCUAAUACGGCCGGGCCGUCUGUCACCGCCGCGGA